Molecule: messenger RNA, 564 nt
Organism: Manacus vitellinus (golden-collared manakin)
Lineage: Eukaryota; Metazoa; Chordata; Aves; Passeriformes; Pipridae
Product: neurobeachin-like protein 2
Exons: 5
Coding region: 1-564 (187 amino acids)
Biological process (GO): intracellular protein localization
Cellular component (GO): cytosol; membrane
Molecular function (GO): protein kinase binding
Source: RefSeq, a predicted model, not a curated record
AUGGGAGUCGGUGUCACUGCCCCUCCGCCUCUGCCCAGGUCACCGUGGAGCGCCAACGGCUUGUUGGGGACCCACAACUGGCUGCCCUACGACAAGAACAUCUCCAACUACUUCAGCUUCACCAAAGACCCCACCGUGUCCAACGCCAAGACGCAGCGGUUCCUGCAGGGCCCCUUCGCCCCCGGCGCCGAUCUCAGCUCCCGCACGCUGGCCGUGUCUCCCGAUGGGAAGCUGCUCUUCAGCGGGGGACACUGGGACAACAGCCUGAGGGUCACCUCGCUGGCCAAGGGCAAGGUGGUGGGGCACAUCACCCGCCACAUAGAUGUUGUCACCUGCCUGGCUCUCGACCUCUGCGGCAUCUACCUCAUCUCUGGAUCCCGGGACACCACCUGCAUGGUGUGGCAGGUCCUGCAGCAGGGUGGGUUUUCCAGCGGCUUGGCUCCCAAACCUGUGCAGGUCCUGUACGGCCACGACGCCGAGGUGACGUGCGUGGCCAUCAGCACCGAGCUGGACAUGGCGGUGUCGGGCUCCAAGGGCACUUCGGGGGCCUUUGGUGGUUUAUGA